Molecule: messenger RNA, 279 nt
Organism: Linepithema humile (Argentine ant)
Lineage: Eukaryota; Metazoa; Arthropoda; Insecta; Hymenoptera; Formicidae
Source: RefSeq, a predicted model, not a curated record
AUGGGAAAAACAGGUGGUGGCACAAUGAAUACUGAAUCAUUAACAACACAAGAAGAAGUUUUGGAUAUAAUGUGUUCAACUAGCAUUGAUGGACAUCCCGAAAUAGAAGAGUCUACUGUAAAUAUAUUGCAGCUUCCAGAGGAACAAAUAAUGGAAGUUGAAUAUUUAGAUGAAGAUGAAGAAAAUAUAUCACAGAUUUAUGAUAUUGAUACAAAUAGUAAUGAAUGCAAUAUUAUAUUCUUGUUUGAGGAGUUAGAUGCGGUUCAACAAGAUCGAUAA